AUGUCGUCAGGACUGGCCUCUGAUGAAGUCGCUGAGGAUUACAAGAACUCAUUGGAAGAUCUAACAACGAAUGACAGGUUCCAGAUCAGCAAUUUAACGGUUAUAGCCAAGGAGAAUACUGAGCAUGCCAUGGCCAUCUCCCGAGUGCUGGAGAACCAUAUCCGAACAACACCGCCGGCCCAGAAGUUACCCGCCUUGUAUGUAGUCGACUCAAUUGUCAAGAAUGUAGGGACGCCCUACACGCUUUUCCUGGGUCGCAAUAUGUACCAGACAUUCAUGAACGCAUAUACUUUAGUCGACUCGCAAACUCGCAGGAAACUGGACGAGAUGCUCAAAACAUGGAAGGAGCCGGUCCCCGGUUCUCUGGACACGAGGCCAGUCUUCCCCCCUGAAAUCACUCGCAGCAUCGAGAGCGCCCUUAUCAAGGCGAGGACAGCCGCUCUUCAGCAGCAGCAGGCGAGGAGCCAACAGGAAGUUCUUUCUCGUGGCCGGGUGGGAACCCCCCCAGGCUGGGGCAACAACAACCCUACCCCUCAGAACUCUUCUCGUUAUCCACCAUCUACGAAUUCGACGCCACCUAUGCUAUACCACAGGAACGGGUCCGGUCAUGGAUUGCCAGCGGACCCGCGAUCAACCCCAACGCCUCAGCAACAGCCGCAACAGCAACAACGGCAGCAACAGGAUAUAGACCUCUCAGCUUUGAAUCGGGAUAUAGAGGCCUUGAUCACAGCUGCCCGAAGUGAUUUUGCAAACAAUCCUCUCGACCCUUCCAUACAGCAGCGGUUAAAGGCUCUCCUAGACCUUCAGGGUAUUCUGCAGCGCCAGGAGCUUACCCAGGAGCAAUUGAAGCUUGUGCGCGAUCAGGUGUCUGCGCUAGCUCCAAAGUCCUCUAUUGCAGUUCCUUCAACUGUUUCCUCUGCUAUUCCAAUUGUGUCAGCGCCACCCAUGCCAAUUCCGCCUGUCCAGACCAUCUCCCAGCCUCUCCAGCAGCUUUUGAACACAGGGACACUUGCUGAGCUCAUCAAAACUACUGCUGCAUGCCAGCAGCCUACGCCACCGCCCCGGGUUCAGAGCAUCAUGCCUCAAGCACCGAGCAGUGCGACGCCGCAGCCCACUAUGCCCUCAAACCCACUAAUUGCAGCUCUUAGAGCACGGGGCCUCUUACCUCCUGCUUCUGCACCCCCAGCGACGUCCACUACGCCAACCUCAAACCUCACCUCGGUAUUUCCAUUCAUUGUGCCAGGCCAGGUGCGGUAUACCCCCCCUGUGCCGACGCCCCAAGCAGGUGAUACUUCAAAUGUGCAAAUCAAUGUUCAAAUGAACACAGCCUCUAUCAAAAUACCACGAAUUGCAUUGAUAGCUACUCUUUACGAAUCAAAGCCCAAUCGUUGUGGCACUUGUGGACGUCGGUUCUUUGCGACGGAGGAUGGGAAAGAAAAGAAGGCGCGUCACCUAGAUUGGCACUUCCGAACUAAUCAGCGGAUGACGGAGGCCGCCAGACGGGCCCAGAACCGCAGCUGGUACGUUGACGAACGGGAUUGGAUCAAAUCCCGGGAGGUAGGCGAUGAUGAAGGUCUCGUGGAUACGGAGGCGUCUGGUGAGGGUGCAACUGGAGGUGAUGGUGGUUCCGCAAAGAAUGGGCCACCGAAGCAAUGGAUACGCGCUCCUAACGAUGCCACAUUACGGAACACCCCCUGUCCCAUUUGCCAAGAAAAAUUCGAGUCGACAUGGUCUGAGGAUGUCCAAGACUGGAUAUGGCAAGAUGCCAUCAAGGUUGGGAAUCGCGUGUACCAUGGUAGUUGCUAUGCAGAGGUGACCAAAGAUGGAUCCACGCCAGCUCAUCGAGGGCCUCCUUCGGGACGGACUGGGACUCCAGACUCUAUAUUGGGUAAACGCAAGGCGGAGGGAACCGACUCUCCAGGCCAAAAUGUCCGGGUCAAGAUAGAGCCAAUGUGAGGUGAGGGUUUUCGUCUGGAUUGUUGAGGAGAACUAGUUAGUACUUUCUAACUUCGUUC
Messenger RNA from Aspergillus alliaceus, 2015 nucleotides. RefSeq names its product putative mRNA cleavage factor complex component Pcf11. The record is from RefSeq and is a predicted model, not a curated record. Gene Ontology annotation, biological process: termination of RNA polymerase II transcription. NCBI's taxonomy places the organism in Eukaryota, Fungi, Ascomycota, Eurotiomycetes, Eurotiales, Aspergillaceae. The transcript has 6 exons. The coding region runs from base 1 to 1956 and encodes 651 amino acids. Gene Ontology annotation, molecular function: mRNA binding; RNA polymerase II complex binding. Gene Ontology annotation, cellular component: cytoplasm; mRNA cleavage factor complex.